UUAGCCGGUUAGCAGUGGCCUACGUUGGCUAACGUUAGCCACUUGUUCUAAAAUGCACUCAAACAGGAACCGACACCGGUUAGCAUUAGCAAAGCCACCGUGCCAAGCUAGCUUUCCUGAACUGGCUUUACUGAUUAAAGUGUGGUGUGAUUAAAGAGUGGUCAGACACAUGCAGUCAUUCUGUAGCUGAAGCUUGGUCCGUAAUAGUUGUUUAUUAUUUAAUUAUCAGGCUUUAUGACAGGCACUGAAUGUGCCAGAAAUGUAACGUUAGCCGCUAAGUAGCGGAUUAGCCUCAGUCACAUAAGUUGCGUUAAGAAGCCUUCCUCUUUAUUAGGAAGUGAUAAUGACAUAAUUCUAGCACUGUUGCGGUCCACGUACUGCUUAUUACAUGUCAGCGUUUGUCCCCGUGACACCAGAUGAACAACAACGGGAACAAAAGAGCUCCAACUACAGCCACUCAGAGACUUAAGCAGGAUUACCUCAGGAUAAAGAAAGACCCCGUGCCUUACAUUUGUGCAGAGCCCCUUCCCUCCAACAUCCUAGAAUGGCACUAUGUAGUCAGAGGUCCUGAGAAAACCCCGUAUGAAGGUGGAUAUUACCAUGGAAAACUUAUAUUUCCCAGAGAAUUCCCCUUUAAACCACCAAGUAUCUACAUGAUAACGCCAAACGGGAGAUUUAAGUGCAACACAAGGUUAUGUUUGUCCAUCACAGACUUCCACCCGGAUACGUGGAACCCAGCGUGGUCCGUCUCGACAAUCCUCACGGGUUUGCUCAGCUUCAUGGUGGAAAAAGGACCCACUCUUGGCAGCAUUGAGACCUCUGAUUACACAAAAAGACAACUAUCAGCCCAAAGCCUGGCUUUCAACCUCAAAGACAAAGUAUUCUGUGAGCUGUUUCCUGAUGUAGUUGACGAGAUGAAGCAGAAGCAGAAGGCCCAGGAGGAGCUUAACGCCCGUACACAGCCUCUCCCCUUACCUGAUGUGGUGCCUGAUGGAGACCCCCAGCAAGCCCACUAUGGCCUCCCAGCCCUCAACGGUGGUCCUGCCCCACUAGGGGGUGCCAACCCCGCCCCUGGCCAGCAGCAGGCCAAUCGUAACCAUGGACUACUAGGUGGGGCUCUAGCCAACCUCUUUGUGAUUGUAGGCUUUGCAGCGUUUGCCUACACAGUGAAGUACGUGCUGAGGAGCAUAGCGCAGGAGUGAGAGGAGCCGGUGUUUUAGGGCAGCGCUCCCCUCCCCCUGCAGGUGAGCCAACUAGUGGACUCGAUAUUCUACAAACACACUACGUGGGGUGGGGAGGGAUGUUCAUUCCCGAUCAAACCCCUCCACAACCACAACCUCCACCACCACCACUACUACCACUACCAACAUGGACUUUGGAAGAAAAAAAACUCAAAGCCCACCUAGCCAGGAAGGACUGAGGGGAGGAGGAGGAGGUGGGGGAUGGACGGGAGUGGCUGUAGAGCCGGGGCCGGGGAGACUGGAGGGGUUUAUUAAAACGGUUGUGACCUAC
This is a messenger RNA of Maylandia zebra (zebra mbuna), 1512 nucleotides long. RefSeq names its product ubiquitin-conjugating enzyme E2, J2 (UBC6 homolog, yeast) (gene ube2j2). Lineage: Eukaryota; Metazoa; Chordata; Actinopteri; Cichliformes; Cichlidae. The record is from RefSeq and is a predicted model, not a curated record.